Messenger RNA from Maylandia zebra (zebra mbuna), 1547 nucleotides. The record is from RefSeq and is a predicted model, not a curated record. Lineage: Eukaryota; Metazoa; Chordata; Actinopteri; Cichliformes; Cichlidae.
GGCUAAGCGCGGUAGAUGCUGUCAUUCUGAGCAUCCCUCGGCUAACUCAGUUUUCUAUGGACACUGUGCUGGGCAGCUCCAUAGCUGCCUGGAGGGAGCAAGUCAGGGCUGGCGAACUUGAUCUCUCUAUUGCAAAGCACAUAGACCAACGAGUCUGACCUGAUUCUUUGGUGGGGCCCUGAUGACUGUUAACAGGCGGAGCUCAACAUACAUUAGACAUAAUUAAAGUCUAAGAUGAGCUGAAACAGCUGCAGUGAACCAUGGCUCUGCAGCAGUUUGUGUGCUGCGUCACUGUGCUGAUCACUUUCUUCUGCAAAGGUUGUCAUUUGGAUCAGCCCGCAUGUGGCAGCAGGGCUGUGAACAGCAGCAGCAUCACAGGAGCUCAUGAUGCAGCACCAGGAAGUUGGCCCUGGUUCGCUGAUAUAAACCUUUUUGUUGGAGGGUCCAAAUUUUUUUUUGGAGGGUCUCUGAUCAACGACCAGUGGGUGCUGACAACUGCAUAUGUACCUACAUUUUACCCGUCGGCCUCCAUUAGCAUGGUGGUCUAUCUGGGCCGGAACAGCCACUCAGGUCCAAGCCCGAAUGAAGUGAAUCGCACAGUGGUAAACAUCACCUGCCAUCCUGGAUUCAACUCGUCGACUCGUGAGAACGACAUUUGUCUUCUGAAGCUGUCGGCUCCUGUCAAUUUCACAGACUACAUUCAGCCGAUCUGCUUAGCCUCACAAAACAGCACCUUCAACAACGAGAGCAGCAGCUGGACCAUCGGCUUUAAUUUCAUUGUAAUCAGCAAUAACCUGCAGGAGGCAAAAGUACCAAUAGUGGGAAACAGUGAGUGCAAAGCCAGAUAUCCAGGGAUCACAGACAGCAUCAUCUGUACUGGAGAGACAGCUUCAUGUUUGCUUAGUCUUGGGGCACCACUGAUGACUCAGAGUGGAUCAGUCUGGCUGCAGAGUGGACUUCUCAUUGUUGUUGGAUGCUCUGCACGUCCUUCAACCUCUGAGUCUCCUUCAGUCUACACUGCUGUGUCCCAGUACCAGAAAUGGAUCAGCGACACAGUUACCUUCCCCUCCCCACACAGUUCAUUACAAACCACCGCUCCUCCCACUGCUCCUACCACUUCCCCGACAUGUGUGGGUGUGUAUUGCAGUGGUGAAAACCUGAUCCACUUCACUCACUUCACCUCACUGUGUGUUCUCAUUGUGUUGCUCCAUGUGUUUGCUGCAACUGUUGGAAACUAGAUCAACACAUUUACUCAAGUUCAAACAUGAAGAACUUUACCCGACAUGUUACUUUAUAACUUUAGGAACCUUUGAUUCCACCGUAUUUAUUGACAUCAGGAGGGUUUUCUUAUUAGCACAGUUAUUAUUUUUAUGUGAUUAUUUUCUCUACACAUCUGUCUGUAUUUGCCUUACUGUUUAACAGCUGAUUGUCAUUAAGAGAACAAAGCCUUCUUAAAUAAUUCUGAGUGAAAUGUUAACAUGUUGUUAUCACACAUUCACUCAUUUCUGUUGUUUGCUCAAAAUCUUAAUCAAUUAAAAUCCUUCUAA